Messenger RNA from Brassica napus (rape), 906 nucleotides. Its product is annotated as probable aldo-keto reductase 4. Gene Ontology annotation, cellular component: cytoplasm. The record is from RefSeq and is a predicted model, not a curated record. NCBI's taxonomy places the organism in Eukaryota, Viridiplantae, Streptophyta, Magnoliopsida, Brassicales, Brassicaceae. The transcript has 3 exons. The coding region runs from base 1 to 684 and encodes 227 amino acids.
AUGGGCCCCAUACGAUUGUUUCACGUGUAUGGGGUCAAGCCCGGGCCUGUAUCAGCUCAAGGCCUUGGCUGCCUGGGCCUCUCCUCCUUCCAUGGUGAUCCUGCACGGGAAACUGACGCCAUCACUCUUCUCCACCACGCUGUCGACUCCGGCGUUACUUUCUUUGACACCUCCGAUAUCUACGGUCCUGAGACCAACGAGUUUAUCCUCUCCAGGGUGCCAUUUGAUCAUGUUCACGACACGGAGCUUGGGAUUGGGAUUGUUGCUUACAGUCCUCUAGGAAAAGGCUUCUUCGCAUCUGGACCAAAGCUUCUUGACAACCUAGGCCAAAAUGACUUCAGAAAGGCUCUACCAAGAUUCCAACAGGAAAACGUAGACCAAAACAAGAUUCUUUUCGAGAAUGUUUGUGCAAUGUCAGAGAAGAAAGGGUGCACUCCCGGACAACUAGCCCUGGCAUGGGUUCACCACCAGGGAGAUGAUGUUUGCCCAAUCCCAGGAACCACUAAGAUCGACAACCUCAAUCAGAACAUUGGAGCUUUAUCUGUGAAACUCACUCCCGAAGAGAUGACUGAGCUCGAGGCCAUUGUCCGACCAGAGUCUGUGAAAGGAGAAAGAUAUUGUAGCAACAUGCCCACUUUCAAGAACACUGAGUCUCCAUCAUUGUCUUCUUGGAAAGCCGCUUAAACUGGCUUUGGUGGUGCAUGAUAUUGAAGCUAGACAACUUAUGUCAGCCAGAUCAAGGUCUUAAAUGUGCUGCUUCUUCCGGGGGAAACCCAAUUGUCAAUGUGUAAUUGCAUUUGUAAAAUAAUUUUUGUAUAGAGUUCCCAAGUGAAAACUUCAAUGUAAGUUACGCUGAAAAGCACGGCCAUGGUGCACACUUUCAAGAACUCUUGACACUCCACCACC